AUGAAGAGAGAGAGAGAGAAGAAGAGUAUUGCUCAGGAGCUGGCAGAGGAGAAGGGGAUUAAGGCCUUGUUCAGGUCUCGAAUGUGCUCCAUGAUUCAGGACAUUGAGGAGGCAGCCCUGCUCUCUGAACAUGUCAAUCUGCUUGCUGCUGAGGUGGAACCUGAGGCAGCAGACCAGGAAAUGCAGGAUUUUGAGGUGCAGAUUGACCUGGCUGAGGGGGAGCAGUGA
Molecule: messenger RNA, 228 nt
Organism: Blastomyces dermatitidis ER-3
Lineage: Eukaryota; Fungi; Ascomycota; Eurotiomycetes; Onygenales; Ajellomycetaceae
Exons: 2
Coding region: 1-228 (75 amino acids)
Source: RefSeq, a predicted model, not a curated record